UUUCCUUUCUUACCCAAAAAUAAAAAAUAGAAAUGGAGGGAUUUAUCACCACAUGUCCACAUCCGAUGAGAAGAAAAACAUGAGGAAGUAUCGGCAGAGCUGAGUUAGAUUCUGCCGGAGUGCUACACCGGCGAUCAUCCUUCGGCGAAUCUCCGAUUUACGAUGGAAGAAGUUUCUCCUGACAGCAAGCAAGCAAUCAUUGGACAAAACAAUGAAAUUUUGCAGGAUACUGAUGGUCAGCAAAUAGAGUCUUGUGGCUUAGAUGGCCAAAAUGGUAUUCCUGAAGUGCAGAAAGAAUUUGUUGCACCUGCUGUGGGAAUGGAGUUUGAGUCGUAUGAUGAUGCUUAUAAUUAUUAUAAUUGCUAUGCCAGAGAGGCUGGAUUUCGUGUCAGGGUGAAAAACUCAUGGUUCAAAAGAAAUAGUGGGGAGAAGUAUGGGGCAGUACUGUGUUGCAGCAGCCAGGGCUUCAAAAGAAUCAAAGAUGUAAACCGGUCAAGGAAGGAGACCCGCACUGGUUGUCCUGCUAUGAUAAGGAUGAGAUUGGUGGACUCAAAAAGGUGGAGGGUACUUGAAGUUACACUAGAGCACAAUCAUGUAUUAGGUGCAAAGCUAUACAAGUCUAUGAAGAAAAUUAGUAGCGGAGCCAAGAGAAAGUUGGAAGCAAAUUCUAACACUGAAGUACAAACAGUUAAGUUAUAUCGGGCACUUGUGAUUGAUACAGGGGGUAAUGGGAGCACAAAUUCUGGUGCAAGGGAGGCCAGGGGAUCAACUGAUUAUUCUGGUCACUUGAACCUAAGAAAAGGUGAUACCCAAGCUAUGUAUAAUUACUUCUGCCGUAUGCAACUGACUAACCCAAAUUUCUUUUACAUGAUGGAUCUGAAUGAUGAAGGGCACCUGAGGAAUGUGUUCUGGGUUGAUGCCAGGUCUAGAGCUGCCUGUUGUUACUUUAGUGACGUGAUUUAUUUUGAUAAUACAUAUUUGUUGAACAAAUUUGAGAUCCCUCUUGUGGCACUCGUUGGUAUAAAUCAUCAUGGUCAAUCAGUGUUACUUGGCUGUGGAUUGCUUGCUGGUGAAACAAUGGACUCGUAUAUUUGGGUGUUCAAAGCUUGGCUUACUUGUACAUCUGGACAACUCCCCCAAACAAUUAUUACAGACAGAUGCAAGACGUUGCAAAGUGCAGUGGCUGAAAUGUUUCCGAGGUCUGUUCAUUGUUAUGAUCUAUCUCACAUUAUGAGAAAAGUUCCAGAAAAAUUAGGGGGUCUGCGAAACUAUGAUUCUAUCCGAAAGGCCUUCACCAAAACCAUAUACGAGACGUUGAAGCCAAUUGACUUUGAAGCAGCAUGGGGAUUUAUGAUCCAAAGGUUUGAGGUUGGUGAUCAUGAAUGGCUUCAUUCAUUGUAUGAUGAUCGAUCCAGAUGGGCUCCGGUGUAUCUGAAAGACACAUUUUUUGCUGGAAUGGCCACUGCAAGACCCACAGAAAUACUGACUGCUUUUUUUGACAGAUAUCUCCACAAACAAACUCCUCUUAAAGAGUUCCUUGAUAAGUAUGAACUAGCUUUACAGAAAAAGCACAAGGAAGAAUCCAUUGCAGAUAUGGAGUCAAGAAGUUCAAAUCAUGAACUGAAGACAAGAUGCUCCUUUGAGCUGCAGUUGUCCAAAGUGUACACCCGAGAAAUAUUUAAAAAAUUCCAGUUAGAGGUAGAGGAGAUGUAUUCUUGUUUCAGUACAACACAGUUGCACGUAGAUGGGCCAAUAAUAAUAUUUUUGGUCAAGGAACGUGUUUUGGGCGAGUGGAACAGGAGAGAGAUUCGCGAUUACGAAGUUCUGUACAACAGAGCAGCAGUUGAAGUCCGUUGCAUUUGUAGCUGCUUCAAUUUCUAUGGUUAUCUGUGCCGCCAUGCUCUAUGCGUACUGAACUUCAACGGGGUGGAGGAAAUCCCGUCUAAGUACAUCUUACCAAGGUGGAAAAAGGAUUACAAACGCGUGUGUGUUCCCGAUCCAGGCUCCAAUCCCGUCAAUGGCACUGAGCAGGUUCAAUGGUUCAAUCAGCUGUACAGAAGCGCGCUCCAAGUCGUGGAGGAAGGCGUGAUUUCCUUAGAUCAUUACAAGGCUGCACUACAAGCGUUUGAAGAAUCUCUGAGUAGAGUUCACAGCAUUGAAGAGAAACACAAAUGAGAGGAGAGCAUUCAUCUCUGGAUAUAUAGGUUGUAUCAUAAAUGAGAUUUCUUGAAUUGUCAAUACUUGUUUAGUGGUACUACUUUGUACGGAGUAGUUAUUCAUUGAAUAGUUAUGUACUUGUAUAUCAAUUCUCAUAUCUAUUUGCCA
This is a messenger RNA of Ipomoea nil (Japanese morning glory), 2325 nucleotides long. RefSeq names its product protein FAR1-RELATED SEQUENCE 6. Gene Ontology annotation, biological process: regulation of DNA-templated transcription. Gene Ontology annotation, molecular function: zinc ion binding. The record is from RefSeq and is a predicted model, not a curated record. Lineage: Eukaryota; Viridiplantae; Streptophyta; Magnoliopsida; Solanales; Convolvulaceae. Bases 163 to 2175 code for a protein of 670 amino acids. The transcript is spliced from 3 exons.